UUUCCAGUUUACAGCAAUUGUGCUGAGGUCUAUGAAGCCGGUUUGCGAACCAGUGGUGUCUACACUAUCGACCCUGAUAAUACUGGAGCCUUUGAUGUGUACUGUGACCAAAAAACAGCCGGUGGGGGGUGGACUGUGUUCCAAAAGAGACUGGACGGCUCGGUUGAUUUUUACCGCGACUGGGACGACUACAAACGAGGCUUUGGAAAUCUGAAUGGUGAAUUUUGGCUUGGACUAGAAAAGAUUCACCGACUGACAAAAGAACAAAGCAGGCUUCGGGUAGACCUGGAAGACUUCGAAAACCAAACAGCUUACGCUGAAUACGACUCCUUCGGUGUUGGUGAUGAACAGAGCAAGUACAAGCUGGGACGUCUUGGACAAUACGCUGGUAAGACAUAA
Porites lobata is the source of this 399-nucleotide messenger RNA. NCBI's taxonomy places the organism in Eukaryota, Metazoa, Cnidaria, Anthozoa, Scleractinia, Poritidae. The record is from the annotation of a GenBank genome assembly.